Megalops cyprinoides (Indo-Pacific tarpon) is the source of this 1569-nucleotide messenger RNA. Its product is annotated as cytochrome P450 27C1-like. The transcript has 9 exons. Lineage: Eukaryota; Metazoa; Chordata; Actinopteri; Elopiformes; Megalopidae. The record is from RefSeq and is a predicted model, not a curated record. Gene Ontology annotation, biological process: cholesterol metabolic process; glucocorticoid biosynthetic process; cellular response to peptide hormone stimulus. Gene Ontology annotation, molecular function: iron ion binding; oxidoreductase activity, acting on paired donors, with incorporation or reduction of molecular oxygen; heme binding. Gene Ontology annotation, cellular component: mitochondrial inner membrane. Bases 1 to 1569 code for a protein of 522 amino acids.
AUGUGUGCCGCCGUGGCGUUCCGACCUGCCCUGCUUCCCGCAUUCUGCGGCCGGACCUUGGCCGCGACACUGGACACUACAAUUUGCAGGCUGAAAUCUGGAACCAGUGACUUAAAUUUGCAAGCCUCGACUGAAGUUACAGGGAAGUACAAGACCAUCGAUGACCUGCCUGGACCAAGUCUCGCUACCACUGCCUAUUGGCUAUUUGUGAAGGGAUAUGCUGACAAGAGUCAUGCUAUGCAGGUUGAACACCGGAAGCGGUACGGUCCCAUCUGGCGCUCGCGGUUCGGCCCCUUCGACGUGGUGAACGUGGCGUCCCCGCAGCUGAUCGAGCAGGUGAUCCGACAGGAGGGGCGAUACCCCAUCCGGACCGACCUGCCGCACUGGAGGGAGUACCGGGACCUGCGAGGACAAGCGUACGGGCUGCACGUCGACAAGGGCCCGGAGUGGUACCGCAUCCGCAGUGCGCUGAACCCUAAGAUGCUGAAGCUGAAGGAGGUCUCUGCAUAUGCACCAGUGAUUCACCAGGUGGUGAGUGACUUGCUGCAACGUCUGGAACUCCUGCGCCUACGCAGCCACGACCAGGCCACUGUCUGCGACCUCGCGGGGGAACUCUACAAGUUUGGCUUUGAAGGCAUCUCCUCCAUCCUGUUUGAGACUCGGUUGGGAUGUCUACAGGAGGAGAUCCCCAAGGACACCCUUCGCUUCAUCGCUGCUGCGGGCAGCAUGCUGACCCUGUCUGAGACGGUCCUCUUCUUCCCCCGCUGGACUCGUGCCGUCCUGCCCCUUUGGGCCCGCUUUGUCAAAGCCUGGGAUGACCUCUAUGAUGUUGCCCGGGGUCUGAUUGACAGGAAAGUUCAGGAGAUCAACAGCAAGGUGAAGCAGGGUGAGCAGGUGGAGGGGAUGUACCUGACCUACCUGCUGUCCAGCGGCAAGCUGUCUCUGGGAGAGGUGUACAUCAGCAUCACUGAACUGCUGCUGGGCGGGGUCGACACGACCUCCAACACCCUGUCGUGGACGCUCUAUCACCUGGCCCGGGAUGAGGCGGUCCAGGAGCGGCUGUAUCAGGAGGUUUCCUCCGUGUGUCCAGGGAAACAGCUGCCCUCCACAGAGGACCUGAAAAGGAUGCCUUACCUGAAGGCAGUCAUUAAGGAGACACUGAGGCUGUACCCAGUGGUUCCUGGUAAUGGCCGUCUGACCGUGGACAAUGAGGUUAUUGUAGACAACUACUGGUUUCCCAAAAAGACUCAGUUCCAUCUCUGUCACUAUGCUGCAAGUCAUGAUGAAGGAGAGUUCCCAGACGCAGAGCGGUUUGUCCCGGAACGCUGGCUGAGGGGGGACCCAGCACGGUCCCAGCACCACCCCUACAGCUCCAUCCCCUUUGGAGUGGGGGUCCGCGCCUGUGUGGGCAAAAGGGUAGCUGAGCUCGAGAUGUACUUUGCAUUGUCCCGGCUGAUGCAGCAUUAUGAGGUUCGGCCUGAGGACAGGGCACGCUCCCUGGAGCCCAAAACACGAACACUCCUAAUCCCCGCAGAACCGAUCAACUUGCGCUUCCUUCCCCGAGUCUGA